AUGGCUGAAAGAGUUCGCCAUGGAUUACUAUCGAAGAAAGGCCUAGUCGACGUGGUGGCAGGUCCUGAUGCCUACAGGGACCUCCCACGUCUGCUAGCGGUGGCUCGAGCGGGGACCAGUGCAAUAAAUGUGCAGUUAUCAGUUGAGGAGACCUAUGCUGAUGUGAAGCCUGUACGAGUCGACAGAGACGCGAAAACUGCUUAUGUUUCAAUAAUGCGCGGAUGUGAUAAUAUGUGUACCUACUGUGUGGUUCCCUUGACAAGAGGCAGAGAGCGUAGCCGACCUAUAGACUCAAUCAUUGAUGAAGUGCGACGGCUCAGUGAUGAAGUGAGAAUUGCUAUAAGUAGAUUCUUUCAUAGAACUUAUGAAUUAGAGGGCAUCAAGCAAGUGACGUUGCUCGGGCAGAAUGUGAACAGUUACCGCGAUAUGUCUGAGUCGACAUAUGUCGUGGAAGGGGGAGCAGCUACUACUACAGUUCCUGGUUUCUCAACUGUUUAUAAACCAAAGAUUGGUGGGCGUACAUUUGUGACUCUGUUAGAUAAGAUCUCCGAAAUCGAUCCGGAAAUGCGAAUUCGAUUUACAUCCCCACAUCCAAAAGAUUUUCCUGUAGAAGUGAUCCAACUUAUCAAAGAGCGUCCGAAUAUUUGUAACCAACUACACUUGCCUGCGCAAAGUGGAGAUGAUGACACAUUGCAAAGAAUGGGCAGAGAAGCUCACCGGAGAACCCUUGAUUUGAUUCACGCGGUCAAAUAUUCAUUUUGUUAUGUCUUCCCUUACAGCAUGAGAGAG
This is a messenger RNA of Cylicostephanus goldi, 789 nucleotides long. The record is from the annotation of a GenBank genome assembly. Lineage: Eukaryota; Metazoa; Nematoda; Chromadorea; Rhabditida; Strongylidae.